GAAAAAAUGAAACAUUACCGCCACCAUAAUCAAGUUGUCUCAUCAUUAUCGUCGGUAUGCACAAUAAUGGCGGUGGCAUUGGCCUCCUUGUCAAUGCUGCCACAUUUAGCAUGUGCCACAACAGAAGUCCAAGAGACACCAUUGGCUUUGCCAGUUGGCGAACAGACACAGCCGACAACAGCAUCGCAGGGUGAAAUCUGGGAGGAAGAUGAUCAUGAGAUAUUAAUACGCAAUGAACGUGGCACAAAGAAUGAUGGUUUAUCCUGUCGGUAUGGCAAGAAUCCAUGGACUGAAUGCGACACAAAGACUAAUACACGCUCAAGAACGUUGACAUUGAAGAAAGGUGAUCCAGCCUGCGAUCAGACACGAACUAUCCAGAAGAAGUGCAAGAAAGCAUGCCGCUAUGAAAAGGGCUCCUGGUCCGAAUGUGCCACCGGUCAAAUGACACGCGCCGACAAAUUGAAAGCAACAAGCGAUCCAUCGUGCGAAGCAACACGUGUCAUCAAGAAGAACUGCAAACCAGGCAAAUCCAAGGAUAAGACUGCCAAGGAACAGCGUAAAAAUAAAGAUAAAGGUGCCCGCAAAGGACGUGCCUAAUUUCCUUUCUAAGUCUUAGCUCACAAAAAAGACUCCCAGCGACAUUUAUCUCUGAAAAAACAACUAUGAGAGCGCAAGUAAAUCGAAUCGAAACCAAAUUCAA
Molecule: messenger RNA, 700 nt
Organism: Musca vetustissima
Lineage: Eukaryota; Metazoa; Arthropoda; Insecta; Diptera; Muscidae
Exons: 4
Coding region: 7-597 (196 amino acids)
Biological process (GO): mesoderm morphogenesis
Cellular component (GO): extracellular region
Molecular function (GO): growth factor activity; heparin binding
Source: RefSeq, a predicted model, not a curated record